AUGCCGGGCCUCACGGCGCCCACCACAACGCUUCGGGCCGUCACGGCAGCGGACCGUUCCGCCAAACCACUUCCUCUUCCUGGAGAGUUUCCCACCAGUUUCCCCGCUCAUCACCCCGAGGCCCCAGACAAGGAGCCUCCCAUUAAAGACAACGAUUUAAACAACAACGCCGAAAUCACUGACAGCGAAGGAAACAUUGACACAGAAGGUGGAGCCUUAUCGACAGAAGGCGAAUCCAUCGGCUCUGAGGUCGGACUCCUCGUUGGCGUGGCCUGUGGCAGCGUCCUCCUCCUAUUGGUCGUCGUGGUCCUACUGACCGUGGCGUGGCGGUACCACGGGCGCCACGCCAAGCCGGACGCCACCUCCCUGUCCCUCAACACCAUGGCCAUGCCCAAGAGAGACAGCUACGGAGGGAGUAGCGAUGACAUCCGGUCAGAGCCCAGCGACACGGUGUUUCCUCUGAGGCCCUCUGACUCCAUGUUCUGUCGGCACCACGGGAGGGUCAGCGGCGACUACAGACAUCCUGUUUAUAUGGUACAGGAGAUGCCUCCACAGAGUCCUACUAAUGUAUACUACAAGGUCUGA
This is a messenger RNA of Salmo salar (Atlantic salmon), 585 nucleotides long. NCBI's taxonomy places the organism in Eukaryota, Metazoa, Chordata, Actinopteri, Salmoniformes, Salmonidae. The record is from RefSeq and is a predicted model, not a curated record.